CGACCAAUCAUCACUCCUCUCUCUCACCUCACCCACCCUUCCCCUUUCUUUCUCUCUCCGAAAUUUAUAUAUCAAUACCCUCUACCUUGGCUUCUCAAUUCAAUAUAAGUGAGUAUAUACGUUACUGAUACCUAACCCUCGUUAUUUCUCUUUUUAACCCUUUUCAAUUUAUCUCCCCCUUUCGCUUUAGGGUUCUUCCGCGAAUUUUUGGUUUAAAGCGGAAAAUCCAUCUACCUAGUUUUGUUUUCCCAGACUUGGUCUAGUUUUAGUUUUUAAUUUAUUAAUUUGUGCCGUCGGUGAUUAUGGGGAGUUUAAUUGCGGAAUCAAGUGCUGUUUCUUCCCACACAGAUGAUUUUUUAGUGGAUAGUGAUAUGAAAGAUAGCAAGAAGAAGAAGCGCCGAGCUAGAAAAUCAAAGCAAUCGCCGUCAGUGGGUGAGGCUGAUCUGGAUGCAUCUAGCGCUUCAUCGCAUCAUAUGGUGUCAGACAGGCAUCAUCAACCGCCUCAAGAAAGUAAUGUAGGCACUGGAUUGAUUGCCUCAAAACAUGUAGACGAACUAGCUACGGAUGAGAAUCUUAUGAAUCAGCAAUCAGUUCCUCCUACAGGCGAGGAACCGUUAUCUCUCAGUCCAGUGCCUGAGCCUGCUUCUAGUGAAGAGCCUGUUGGACCUGUGUUGAUUGCACGGCCGAUUGAUUCUCUGGCGCGUCGGACAUAUUUUCCUCCUCAUUGGUCCUCGGAUGCUACAGAUAAAGCACUAAAGAAAGGGGAGUUGUUGAAGGCUGAGUUUCGUGUCAAUGCUCAUAAUAGGCUUGAGGCCUACUGCAAGAUCGAUGGCGUCCAAACAGAUAUUCUCAUUAGCAACGUGGUGGCUCAAAAUAGAGCUAUUGAUGGAGAUACUGUUGCUAUUGCCAUUGAUUCACCAUCAUUGUGGCCGAGAAUGAAGGGGUCAGUUGAAACUACGAAUAAUGCUGAACCAGACAACAAUUUACAUGAUGGUCGUAGGCAUGCCCAAGUUCGUUCGAGUGGAAAAUGUAAUUUAGAUGUGGAGCCCCAGAAUGGCUUUUCCAGUAACAAUGGAUUUGUUGCUAAAGGUGGUGCCUCUCAGGACGAUGAGUCUUGUCCUGGUGAAACCUCGCAUAACUAUAGCAAUAAAAAUGAAGUGUUGAGUGAAGGCUAUGUUGGUGGCUGUCAACUAUCUACAUCUGAUUCUUCCAUGCAGUCUUGUCUUGGUGAUGCCCAUGACUCAAGGGUUUCAUUGGAGAAGUUGUGUGCCUUAACAGGUUUGUAUCCAUCAAAAAGACCAACUGGUUCAGUUGUUGCUAUCAUUGAAAGGUCUAUUCGAAGGGACUAUAUCGUUGGUUUCUUGAGUGUGAAGCAGUGGCUUUACAGUAGAGCGAGUAAAAAAAAGAACUCCAAGAAGAACAAAUAUCAACCGGAAAUCAAUCAAGGGUAUGUUUUAUUGACGCCAACUGAUCCGAAACUCACCAAAAUGACGGUCUCCAUCAUAAACCUGCCAGCAAGCAUCAGGAAACGUUUGGAAGCUGGUGAUUUGACAAUUGAGUCCGAUCUAGUUGCUGCCAAAGUGGUUAGUUGGGCUGAAGAAAGUUAUAUCCCAGAUGCCUGUGUUGUUCAAAUUUUUGGAAGAGGCAGUGAUGCUGAAGCUCAGAUUGCUGCAAUUUUAUUUGAAAAUGCAAUUGAUGCUUCUGAAUUUUCUUCUGAAGUAAUCUCGUGUCUUCCACACAUCCCUUGGGAAAUACCAGAGGCAGAAUUGCAAAGCAGAAGAGACUUAAGAAAUUUGUGUAUUUUCACCAUAGAUCCUUCAACUGCUACUGAUCUUGAUGAUGCAUUAUCAGUAGAAAUGUUGCAAGAUGGUAAUUUCAGGGUGGGGGUUCAUAUAGCUGAUGUUUCCUAUUUUGUUUUGCCCGAUACAGCUCUAGACACUGAUGCCCUGAUUCGAUCCACCAGUGUUUACUUAUUGCUGCGUAAAUUGCCAAUGCUGCCCCCUAAGCUUUUGGAUGAUGUAGCCUCCCUCAACCCUGGAGUGGAUAGGCUUUCAUUCUCUAUUAUUUGGGACAUGAAUUCUAGUGGUGAAAUUCUAGAGCAUUGGAUUGGCCGUACCAUCAUACGGUCUUGUUGCAAGCUCUCGUAUGAGCAUGCUCAAGAAAUUAUCGAUGGUGUGUUUGACGUUCAUAAUUGUAGUCAAACAGUGAAGCCUUGGCCUAAUUUAUAUGGUCAAUUUGAAUGGUCUGACGUAAUUGAAUCUGUGAAAAGGCUUCACCGGAUCUCAAGAUUAUUAAGGAGGAAUAGGUUUGAUGAUGGGGCUUUGUCUCUUGAAAGCCCAAAAGUUGUUUAUUUGUUUGAUGAAGAAGGCGUACCAUAUGAUACUGUGUUUUCUGAGCGCAAGGACUCAAACAGUCUUGUCGAAGAGUUUAUGCUCUUGGCCAAUAGAACAGCUGCGGAAGUGAUUACCAGAGCAUAUCCAUCUUCUGCUCUACUGAGAAGGCACCCCAAACCUAAUCCUCGCAAACUUAGAGACUUCCAGGCCUUCUGUAACAAACAUGGUAUAAAACUGGAUGUUUCUUCAUCUGCCCAACUCCAUCGUUCAUUGGAGCAUAUCAGGGGAGAAGUUGGGGAUGAUUCGGUUUUGUGUGAUAUCCUUAUGUCCUAUGCUGCAAGGCCAAUGCAACUGGCCUCGUACUUUUGCAGUGGAGAAUUCGAGGACAGUAAUGAUCAUGGUCACUACGCGCUCGCAGUUCCUUUAUACACGCACUUCACUUCUCCUCUGCGUCGUUACCCUGACAUUGUGGUACACCGCACGUUGGCUGCAGCUCUAAAAGCUGAAGAUGUUUACUUGAAUAGGAUAAGAGUGCUGAGAAACAUAGCCAAAGAGGAAAAACUGGGGAGAUGCUUCACUGGCGUGCACUUUGACAAAGAUGAAAUUGAAGCAACUGAAGCUCGAGAUGCUUUGUUUGCUGAAGCAGCAAUAUAUGGGAUUCCACAAACUCUUUCUGAUGUGGCUGCCCAUUGCAAUGAGAGAGAGCGAGCUGCCAGACACGUGAAGGAUUCUACUGACAAGCUCUACAUGUGGCUUUUGCUUAAAAAGAAGCAGAUACUUAUUUCUGAAGCCAGAGUUUUAGGUCUUGGACCGAGAUUUAUGUCUAUAUACAUUACCAAGCUGGCUAUUGAGCGACGUAUAUACUACGACGAAGUUGACGGGAUAACAGCAGAGUGGCUGGAUGCCACAUCCACCCUGGUGCUCAGCCACUCGCACAAGCGUUCAAACAAGAAAAGCAGUCCAGGAAGGAGCAGCAAGACAGUUGAGGAAGUUGCUCUGCUGGUGAGCCCUGUCGAGGGAGAGUCACAGACAUACGGAGAUGCUACAGAUUGUGAGCCUGUUUUCUUCCCCCUCACUCUGCAUCUCCUGUCAACGAUUCCUGUUGCAUUGCACGCUGUUGGCGGGGACGACGGCCCCAUUGACAUCGAGGCGAGGAUGUACGUUAGUUCGUAUUUUCACUAACAGCAUCGUCGUCCUCCUCCUGGAAAGAAGGCGUUGUCAUGGAGCUGUAGGCAAGGGUCGGCGGUGAAGGUGAAAGUCGACGGAGAGGGAGUGUGGUUGUUCAUCAAGGGACUAUGUUUUAGUUAUAUGCCAUUUGGUGUGUUGCCGGAGUUUGUUUUUGAGUCUACCUGAGUUAAUAUGAAGCCAUGGAUGUUUUCUGCUGACUCGUAUUAUUAUAUUUCUGUGUUAUUAUGUUAAAUAAUAAAUCUACUGCGUACACUAUAUUGGUGAUUGUAACUUUCUGAUUGAUUUUUGAUAAAUUUCAUGAUUUUCUGCAAGUUAAA
This is a messenger RNA of Salvia splendens (bonfire salvia), 3838 nucleotides long. RefSeq names its product Ribonuclease II/R family protein. Gene Ontology annotation, biological process: mRNA catabolic process. Lineage: Eukaryota; Viridiplantae; Streptophyta; Magnoliopsida; Lamiales; Lamiaceae. The transcript is spliced from 7 exons. Gene Ontology annotation, molecular function: RNA binding; 3'-5'-RNA exonuclease activity. The record is from RefSeq and is a predicted model, not a curated record. Gene Ontology annotation, cellular component: P-body. Bases 303 to 3515 code for a protein of 1070 amino acids.